Marmota flaviventris (yellow-bellied marmot) is the source of this 1345-nucleotide messenger RNA. RefSeq names its product small RNA binding exonuclease protection factor La (gene Ssb). Gene Ontology annotation, cellular component: cytosol; nucleus; cytoplasmic stress granule. The record is from RefSeq and is a predicted model, not a curated record. Gene Ontology annotation, biological process: positive regulation of translation; tRNA processing. Gene Ontology annotation, molecular function: mRNA binding. NCBI's taxonomy places the organism in Eukaryota, Metazoa, Chordata, Mammalia, Rodentia, Sciuridae.
CCAUCUUUGAGCGCUUUGAGCCAGCCGGCGGCGCUGCGAAGUGGAGACGUUCGGUCGUUGUUAGUGAUCCUGUGGCGCGCUUACGGGGCCCGGACCUUAAAGAUAGCCACAAUGGCUGAAAACGGUGAUAAUGAAAAAAUGGCUGCCCUGGAAGCCAAAAUCUGUCAUCAAAUCGAGUAUUAUUUUGGAGACUUCAAUUUGCCACGAGACAAAUUUUUAAAGGAACAGAUCAAAUUGGAUGAAGGCUGGGUACCUUUGGAAAUAAUGAUAAAAUUCAACAGGUUAAACCGCCUAACAACAGAUUUUAAUGUAAUAGUGAAAGCUUUGAGCAAAUCUAAGGCAGAACUUAUGGAAAUCAGUGAAGACAAAACUAAAAUCAGAAGAUCUCCAAGCAAACCCCUCCCAGAAGUGACCGAUGAGUAUAAAAAUGAUGUAAAAAACAGAUCUGUUUAUAUUAAAGGCUUCCCAACUGAUGCAACCCUUGAUGACAUAAAAGAAUGGCUAGAAGAUAAAGGUCAAGUGCUGAAUAUUCAAAUGAGAAGAACAUUGCACAAAGCUUUUAAGGGAUCAAUAUUUGCUGUGUUUGAUAGCAUUGACUCUGCUAAGAAGUUUGUAGAGACCCCUGGACAAAAGUACAAAGACACAGAUCUGUUAAUACUUUUUAAGGAAGAUUACUUUGCAAAAAAAAAUGAAGAAAGAAAGCAAAAUAAAGUAGAAGCUAAGUUAAGAGCUAAACAAGAGCAAGAAGAAAAACAAAAGUUAGCAGAAGAUGCUGAAAUGAAAUCUCUAGAAGAAAAGAUUGGAUGUUUGCUGAAAUUUUCAGGUGACUUAGAUGAUCAGACCUGUAGAGAAGAUCUGCACAUCCUCUUUUCAAGUCACGGUGAAAUAAAAUGGAUAGACUUUGUCAGAGGAGCAAAAGAGGGAAUUAUUCUCUUUAAAGAAAAAGCCAAGGAAGCACUGGAGAAAGCCAAAGAUGCAAACAAUGGUAACCUACAGUUAAGGAACAAAGAAGUGACUUGGGAAGUACUCGAAGGAGAGGUGGAAAAAACAGCUUUGAAAAAAAUCAUAGAGGACCAACAGGAAUCCCUAAACAAAUGGAAGUCGAAAGGUCGCAGAUUUAAAGGAAAAGGAAAGGGUAAUAAAGCUGCCCAGCCUGGGUCUAAAGGAAAAGUACAGUUUCAGGGCAAAAAAACGAAAUUUGAUAGUGAUGAUGACCGUGAUGAAAAUGGUGCAGCAGGAACAGUGAAAAGAGCAAGAGAAGAGACAGACAAAGAAGAGCCUGCAUCAAAGCAACAGAAAACAGAAAAUGGUGCCGGAGACCAGUAAUUUAGUAAAUACAUUUUUU